Molecule: messenger RNA, 1147 nt
Organism: Agrilus planipennis (emerald ash borer)
Lineage: Eukaryota; Metazoa; Arthropoda; Insecta; Coleoptera; Buprestidae
Product: ADP,ATP carrier protein
Exons: 4
Coding region: 77-982 (301 amino acids)
Biological process (GO): mitochondrial ADP transmembrane transport; mitochondrial ATP transmembrane transport
Cellular component (GO): mitochondrial inner membrane
Molecular function (GO): ATP:ADP antiporter activity
Source: RefSeq, a predicted model, not a curated record
AGACUCCACUCCCUGAACCACUUGCAGUUAAGUGUGCGGCUCGUACAGACUUGCUCUAUCAUACCCUAGUGUAAAAAUGCCUUCAAAUUUAGCAGAUCCCGUUGCCUUCGCAAAGGACUUUAUGGCUGGCGGUAUUUCCGCAGCCAUUUCCAAAACAGCCGUAGCCCCCAUUGAAAGAGUGAAAUUACUCCUCCAAGUCCAGCAUGUCUCCAAACAAAUCCCAGAGGAUCAGAGAUACAAGGGUAUGAUAGACUGCUUCGUUCGUAUCCCAAAAGAACAGGGUGUUUUGGCAUAUUGGCGUGGAAACUUUGCCAACGUAAUCAGAUACUUCCCGACUCAAGCCCUUAACUUCGCGUUCAAAGACAAAUACAAGCAGCUGUUUUUACAUAAUGUAGACAAACACACACAAUUCUGGAGAUACUUCAUGGGUAAUUUGGCCUCUGGUGGUGCUGCUGGAGCUACUUCUCUCUGCUUUGUCUACCCACUUGAUUUUGCCAGAACCAGAUUGGCCGCCGAUACUGGUAAAGCCGCUGGAGAACGUGAAUUUAGUGGUUUGGGAAAUUGCUUAACUAAAAUCUUCAAAAGUGACGGUCUUAUUGGUUUGUACCGUGGUUUCGGUGUAUCAGUACAGGGUAUCAUUAUCUAUCGUGCAGCAUUCUUUGGUUUCUAUGACACAGCUAAAGGUAUCCUCCCUGACCCCAAGAACACGCCCAUCAUUAUUUCCUGGGCCAUUGCACAGACUGUAACAACAAUUGCCGGUAUUAUCUCAUAUCCCUUCGACACAGUCCGUAGGCGUAUGAUGAUGCAGUCUGGUCGUAAGAAGGCUGAUAUUUUGUACAAGAGCACGGCUCACUGCUGGGUAACUAUAGCAAAGACCGAAGGUGGCGCAGCGUUCUUCAAGGGUGCUUUCUCAAACGUACUCCGUGGUACAGGAGGUGCCAUCGUAUUAGUAUUGUACGAUGAAAUUAAAAAUCUGGUCUAAAGAAAGCUGCCGUUUAGUUCACACUUUCGAAAAAAAUUCCUGUUCGUUUGAUCGAUUUUACGGUCAAAAUUAGUUAAAUUUUUUACUACAAUUUCCAGUUUUUUCUUGUCUUUCGACUUGACAGUAUCUUUGAAAAUUUUAUUGUGUAUUUGAUAAUUCCUAAAA